This is a messenger RNA of Caenorhabditis remanei, 966 nucleotides long. RefSeq lists its product as uncharacterized. The coding region runs from base 1 to 966 and encodes 321 amino acids. The record is from RefSeq and is a predicted model, not a curated record. Lineage: Eukaryota; Metazoa; Nematoda; Chromadorea; Rhabditida; Rhabditidae. The transcript has 7 exons.
AUGCUUGCCACACGACGAAUUCUACCGAAAAUCGUGGCGUCGACGACGGCGACGUCUUCUGGAAGUAUUCAGAAGAGAGACUACUUCACUCGACACGUUCCUGAGCCGAAAAUGCAAAUUCAUUUGCCGAAAUCGCAAGACAUGACAGUGGACUCCCUAGUACUCGGCGACAGUCAUCACGAUGAGAAGAAACCAGUGAUUCUGAUGGUUGGAUGGGCGGGAGCAAAUCCGAAGCAUAUUGAUAAAUAUAUCAAGAUUUAUAAUGAUGAGGGCUACCGCGUCGUCUCGCUUUGCCCUCCAUGCUAUCACUACAGUAUACCGAAUUCACGUGUCGGCUUCUACAUGUCUCCAUUAUUCAGAGCAAUCGAUGCGAAACCUGGAGAUUUCAGAUCUUUUGCACAGUGCCCAAUCGUUGUGCACUCGUUUUCAAUGAACGGUGUCCGUGGACUGAUUUCAUUUUGGAAAUGGACUGAAGCUGAAGAGAAACCACAGUUGAGAGACAGAAUUAAGGGAAUCAUUUUUGAUAGUGCGCCAUCCCGCCCGUACGGAAAACAAGACGCCACCGCAAUGGUCAUCUCCACGCCUCCAAUCGAUGCAUUGGAACGAUGGAUCAGUGAACAGACGAGAAUUUCACUCCUCACUUGGUAUCUCAAUUUGAGAGGCACUUUGCAAAUUCCACUGCUCGCAAUGAUUCCAUUCCUCCGUUCGUUCAUGUCAAUCUAUUAUUAUCUUCAAACACAUAUCACUCUUCCAAGAGAUCAAUUAUAUUUAUAUUCAAAAGCCGACACCAUGAUUAAGGCGAAACACGUCGAGAAGUUCAUCAACAAACAAAAAGAAAAGGGCAAUUCGGUGACAUCCAUUGAUUUCGUCGACUCGGAACACGUGGCACACAUUCGAACUCAUCCCGAAGAGUACCGUACCGCCUGUCUUCAAUUCGUGAGACACGUCGAGGCGACUUAUAAAUAA